GGGAUAAUGGCCAGCAAUAAGGAUAAUUCAGUGGUGAGCAAGCUCAGCCUAAAGCUCCUCAUCGACACGACCGCACAAAAAGUCCUGUUUGCGGAAGCUGGCAAGGAGGUAGUGGACUUCCUAUUCGGCCUCCUCUCGUUGCCUGUUGGCUCCGUCGUGAAACUCCUCUCCAAGGAUCGCAUGGAAGGCUCCAUUGGCAAUCUGUACAAAAGCAUCCAGGAACUCGACGACUCAUACCUUCAAAACAGCAAAGGAAAAUCCACCCUCCUCAAUCCAAUUCACUCCAUCUCUCCCUCCCUGCUCCUCCCGGGACCCUCCUCCUCCUCCUGUAAGAAUGUUUACUUCCAGUGCGUCAAUCGAAUUUACUCUGGCUGCUAUGAGUGCGUUUCCAAAGUGAAUGGAGCGCUCUGCCCCCACUGCAAGAAUAAGAUGAGUAAACAAAUGACAUACGUCGAAGGUGAUGAGAAGGAUGACGACGUGGAUCCAAAUGUAGGAUUUGUGAAGGGCGUUGUGACGUAUACUAUCAUGGACGAUCUGACGGUGACGCCCAUGUCCAGCAUCUCUAGCAUUACCCUCCUAAGUAAGUUUAACCUCAAGAAUUUGAACGCACUUGUCGAGAGGGAUGUGACACUAGGUUUCAAUGAGGCUCUAGAGGUGUUGGAGAUCUCCUUGCGGUCGAAGAAGGUCCUCACCAGCGUGUUUCUUGGCAAGAAGUAACCCCAUCGUCGUGCAAUUAACUACGGAACGGGUUGGUAGCAUACAAAAUUACAUUUUGCUGUUUGUAAUUAAAGACAGAUAGAAUCUCUACAUUUUGGGGGCUUAUUUUGGCAGCGCAUGACAAUGUUAGGGGAGUGAAAAAUACUAAACUAUAUAUGAUGUUUACUAUGAUCUAAUGCUUUUAAUUAAACUAGAUGAUCAGGUAUAAAGAUUUUGCAUCCUACUCUUUUAUCAACUUGAAGAAGCUAAUCAAUAUUUUGUUACUACUACACUCGAAUUUUUUUUCUCUUCUUAGGUGAAGUAUUCUGAACUGACACUGGUUGGAAUUUGGUGAGGAUAUUAAUGCGAUGGUUUGAAAUUCCUAGAAGUAAGAAAUGGCAGCAAAUCAACCACUAUGAAGCAUUUGCAAUAACCAAUGGUUCUGUUUUUUUUGGCUCCUAUGCCUGCACGUAUACAACACUUGCUUAGCAGAACAAUGAAUUGCUUAUAUAAAUGCUUUUCUAUGGAACCUGAGCUAGGAUUUUGUGAUUUUCCAGUUUGGUCUAAUCUUCUUUUAACUGUA
This is a messenger RNA of Zingiber officinale, 1279 nucleotides long. RefSeq lists its product as uncharacterized. The record is from RefSeq and is a predicted model, not a curated record. The transcript has 2 exons. The coding region runs from base 7 to 717 and encodes 236 amino acids. Lineage: Eukaryota; Viridiplantae; Streptophyta; Magnoliopsida; Zingiberales; Zingiberaceae.